Manihot esculenta (cassava) is the source of this 1384-nucleotide messenger RNA. RefSeq names its product putative serine/threonine-protein kinase. Gene Ontology annotation, biological process: protein phosphorylation. The transcript is spliced from 9 exons. Gene Ontology annotation, molecular function: protein kinase activity; ATP binding. The record is from RefSeq and is a predicted model, not a curated record. Bases 83 to 1231 code for a protein of 382 amino acids. Lineage: Eukaryota; Viridiplantae; Streptophyta; Magnoliopsida; Malpighiales; Euphorbiaceae.
CUGACUCUCUCUCUCCUUGGCUUUUCAUUUCCUACCUUGACUAACUCUCUCUCUCUCUGUCAUCGUAACCUUGUGGGCAGCCAUGGCUGGGUCUUACUUUCGCUGGUUCAAGAAUAACGAAGGAAACGCCAGUUGCCAAAACAGAGGAGAGGAAAAUGCCAUUCCAGAACCAAGCAGAGGAGGUGUUCACAAGUACAGCUUUGAAGAGCUAGCAAAGGCAACAGGUGAUUUCUCCAACAACAACCGCGUUGGACUGGGCGGUUCUGGUCAAGUUUAUAAAGGAACACUUCCAAAUGGUAAACAAGUUGCGAUUAAGAGGCUUCAAUAUAAUUCAGAUCCUGAGAAACAGCGAAUGGAACUUCUAUUUGAGGAUGAGGUUAAAACCAUUAGCCGCACUUGUCACCGGAAUAUUGUGGAGGUCGUCGGAUACUGCAGCGAAGAAGCUGAUCGAUUGAUUGUUUACGAGUUCGUUUCCAACAAUUGCUUGAAAUCUCAUAUCUAUGUGGGAAGAAGACAGCAGAAAACGGUGACCGCCCCGAUCGAUUGGCCAACCAGAAUGAAGAUUGCUUUGGGUACAGCAGAAGGAUUGGCAUAUUUGCAUGAAAAGUGCAAAGGUAAACCAAGAAUCAUCCACAGAGAUAUUAAAAGUGACAAUAUUCUUCUUGAUGAUGAAUUUAAUCCUAAGAUUGGAGAUUUUGGAAUUUCCAAAGAAUUUGCGGAUUCAAAAACUCACGUUUCCACUAUCCCAAAGGGAACUCCAGAUUAUCUCGCCCCCGAGCAUUGCACCGAAGAUGGCCAAAAUAAGAGGCUCACCGAUAAGUCUGAUGUAUUUUCUUUCGGUGUCGUGCUUCUAGAACUAAUUACGGGAAAAUUAGCCGUUUUUGAGAAGGAACGCAGGGAAUAUAUUUUCUUAACUAUUUGGGCCGUGCCUCUACUGAAACAAAUUUUGGAUGCAGAGUAUCAAGAUUUGGAUGCUGAAAAUUGUAAAGAGCUUUUUGAUUCCAAAUUACCGAAUAAUUUUGAGAAAAAUGAUAUGAAACGACUCAUUUAUUGUGCUGUUGCUUGUGUAUAUAAACCUGCGAAUUUACGCCCACAUAUGUGCAAGAUAGUUAAAGUACUAAAUGGAGAUCUGGAACCCAAAACUAUAUGGGUGAGAAGUGAUUGCAAGUACCUAUACAGAGGGUCACCUUACACUCCAUUUCCUCAAGCUCAGGGAACCUCCAGCUCUUGAGCUCUAUCCAAUACAUGAAUUAUCCUGGCCUUGUAACAAAAAAGUAUGUGUUCUUGCUAAAUGCACGUGCUUUUCUAAGGGAUCAAUUAGUUAAUAAGAAUGUGUUGAACUUUUUUUAAAUAUUAAUAAUGAUUGAUAUUGAAUAAUUUUUCA